AUGUCAGGGAAGCUGGCGGCCGAGAGCUGGGGCGCCACACGGAUCAGUGUCCAGAAUUUCUCUUACACGUGGACCAUCAGCAACUUCUCUUUUUGCCUGGGGGGAAUGUGGGGAGCCAUGGAAAGCCCACCUUUCUCAUCAGGAGCCAGGGACAGCCCGAAAUGGUGUUUGAGACUCUACCCUGAUGGGAUUGAUGAAGAAAGCCGAGAUUACCUGUCAGUUUACCUGCAAUCGCGCUGUCCUAAGAGCCCAGUUUGGGCAAACUUCCGAAUGUAUAUCAUAAAUGCUAAAGGAGACAGAUCCCAAGAUGUAAGGAGCACAGGUAUCUUUAAGUUCCUGCCAGGCCAACACAGUGGAUUCAAAAAGUUCAUCCUUCGAGAUUUCCUCUUGUCCCAGACGCAUUGGCUACUGCCGGACGACAGGCUCACUCUCUUCUGCAAGGUGAGCGUGCUCGGAGACUCCUACACCAUCUCCGGACAGAACACCGCAUCUUCAAUAAAGGUUCCAAGGUGCACAUUGACUGCUGACCUGGGGGAGCUGUGGGAGACUUCCUGCUUCACAGACUGUAGCCUGUUGGUAGGUGGUCGCGAGUUCCGGGCUCACAAGGCCAUUUUAGCAGCUCGCUCUCCAGUUUUCAGCGCCAUGUUUGAACAUGACGUGAAGGAGAAGCCAAAGGACCAAAUUGAGAUCCAGGACAUGGAGCCUCAAGUCUUCAAGGAGAUGAUGGGAUUCAUUUACACAGGGAAGGCACCAAACCUCCACAGCUUGGCCCCUGGUGUGCUGGCAGCUGCUGACAGGUAUAGCCUGGAGCGCUUGAAGGCCAUGUGUGAGGACACCCUCUGCAGGGACCUCUCAGUGGAGAAUGCUGCUCACACUCUCUUCCUGGCUGACCUCCACAGUGCACAACAGCUGAAAAUGGAGGCCCUGGGUUUCAUUACAGUUCAUGCUUCCGAGGUCUCUGAGACCUCAGGGUGGAAGGAAAUGGUGGAUUCCCAUCCUCACUUGCUGGCAAAAGCAUUCCAGUCCCUGGCUUCCUUUCAGUCUUUUUCCUGA
Acomys russatus (golden spiny mouse) is the source of this 1053-nucleotide messenger RNA. Its product is annotated as speckle-type POZ protein-like. NCBI's taxonomy places the organism in Eukaryota, Metazoa, Chordata, Mammalia, Rodentia, Muridae. Gene Ontology annotation, molecular function: ubiquitin protein ligase binding. The record is from RefSeq and is a predicted model, not a curated record. Bases 1 to 1053 code for a protein of 350 amino acids. Gene Ontology annotation, biological process: proteasome-mediated ubiquitin-dependent protein catabolic process; regulation of proteolysis. The transcript has a single exon. Gene Ontology annotation, cellular component: cytoplasm; nucleus.